AUGGCUGACGAGGAGAGUCGGCCACUGCUGGACGAGCAGGCUAGGUCCCCUUCGCCAGGUCCAUCGUCAGGAACCGCCACUCGUCCCGACCAGCCUCGCCGCUCAUUUGAACUAUCAUCUGAAUCAACACCAUUACUUCAUCGUCGCAACGACGACAUUGUCACAUAUGGAACCGAACAAAGACUGUCCGAGUCAGAGUUGGUGGAUGACAAUGCCCCUGCCCCCAAGAAUCGCAGCCGAGUGCGGUGGCCAACUGUGAUAUCCCUCGUGGCGCUAACCACCGCUGUCUUGGCGAUUCUGAUAUUUGCCUUUGCUGCACCGGCAAUAGUCAAGGAAUACGCUCAACAAGCAGCAGUCUUCAAGCCCACCGCGCUCUCGAUCGAUUCUACGACAGAAGAUGGCAUAAGAGCUCGAGUCCAAGGCGAUUUCGUCAUGGAUGCCGGUCGCGUGAAGACCAAGUCGAUGCGUGACAUUGGGCGCUUCAUGACCUGGAUUGCCCGAGAGGUUGAGACGGGCGAGUCAGAUAUUAAAGUGUACCUCCCAGAGUAUGGAAACAUUCUCGUUGGCAAUGCGCAUUUGCCAUCUAUUAAAGUCAACAUUCGCAAUGGGCAUCAGACCCAUGUCGAUUUCCUGACCAACUUGACUGCGGGAGACAUCAAGGGUCUGCAUUCAAUCGCUAGAGAUUGGAUAGAAGGAAGGCUAGCACGUUUGAGUGUGCGAGGCAAGGCAACCCUGCAUUUGAAAUCAGGCCUCAUAGGCCUCGGUACUCAGACCUUGACGGAUACCGUCACAUUUGAAGAAAAUGAUUUCCCUGCACUCCCAACGAUAGACAUCACCAAACUCAAUGUGCAUGAUGCCGCACACGGAGCCUUAGCAGUGGAUGUGCAAGUAUCUGCAGGCAUUGACUCUCCUGUUGCUCUUAUAAUUCCCUCACUCGAAUUUGCAGUCUUUGUACCAAAUUGCUCGCCUGGCGAUCCUUAUAUCUUGGUUGCCGAUGCCAAAACAGCCGAGGUACAAGUCCGUCCAGAUGCACCAACUGUAAUCAACGCCCAGGGCCUCAUCAAUCAACUUCCUGAUGAGCUGACCAAAACAUGCCCGGGAGGAAAUGGCUCACCAUUGGACUUUUUGGUCUCAAAUUAUGUACAAGGUCUCCAGUCCACUAUUUACGUUCGUGGUGCAGAUUCACCAUCGACUACAACACCGGCGUGGAUUGCCGACCUUCUACGCAGUGUUACCGUGCCGCUGCCCUUCGCAGGAAACCCGCUGGAUGACCUUAUGAAGAACUUUACCAUGACAGACACGCAUUUCUCCCUGCCUAAUCCAUGGGCGGAACCAGGGUCUCCAGAGUCGCAGCCCACAGUAUCUGCCCUGGUAAAGGUGCUCAUCGGGUUGCCGGAUGAGAUGAAUGUCCAAGUGGAGGUCCCAAGCGUUCGCGCUCUUACGAACGUCUACUAUCAUGGCGAGGAACUAGGCGUCCUGAACAUUGACAAAUGGCAAGACGCUAACUCGACAAGGGUGGAGCUCGAGGAUGGUUCCUCAGCGCUACUUGUGGAGUUCCCCAUCAAGGACGCCCCAUUACAAGUAACGGACAACGAUCUGCUAGCGCAGGUUGUUCAAGAGAUGCUUUUUGGUAGCACGGGAGUCAUCCUGCAUGUUGCUGCUACCGUAGAUGCGAAGGUCGAGACGGGAUUGGGUCGCUUCGCCGUGCACGGGAUUCCGGGAGAAGGAAACGUGCCCGUUAACAUUCCGGCUGGGAAUUCUAUUGGCCAAAUCAAUCCCACCAUCGCGUCGAUGGAAUUGGGCGAUACCACUGAAACUUCUUUGGACGUAUCUGUUCGAAUGAACUUUACGAACCCAACCAACUAUUCUGCGACUAUUCCAUUCUUUGAUGUUGAGAUGCUAUUCAACGAUACGGCUAUAGCCCAUGUUUUCGCCCGCAAUCUAUCAGUAGUCCCUGGGAACAACACCAAUGUCUCGAUCCAGAUGACGUGGGAUCCAUUCAGCAACGGCGGUGAAGCUGGUGUAGAAGCUGGGCGGAAAUUUGUUUCGUCGUACAUAUCAGGAGCCCAUAUGACUUUGAGCAUAAAAACCCACGAAGGGACUUUCCCUACGCUUCCAGACCUGGGUAAAGCUCUUUCAGUCUUCUCGUUCGAAGUUCCUGUUCCACACAUGUCAAUGCCUCGAGCGCCAGGCGACGAGGAUGAUGACGACGAUAAACCUCCGCGUUUUAUACAGGAAGCCACACUCCACUUUUUCUCUUCUACAGCUGAAUUCACCGUGUUCUCCCCCUCAGUCGAGACCAGUAUCACCAUCACGUCAAUGGAUGCAACAGCAUAUUAUGACGGCGAUGAACCAGUCGGCCACAUCAACUACCACCGAUCAUUCGAUGUCCCGCCAGGCAUUUCCCAUUCACCUCGGUUACCUGUUGACCUAGUAUUAGGCGGAGUUGGAUAUGAUGCCUUGCGUAAGGCUCUUGGGCAGGAGUUGGUGUUGGAUGCUGUUGCUAAGGUUGGUGUGCGGGUUAAGAAUUACGCUGAUAUUGUUAAUUAUCAUGGGAAUGGGCUUGCGGCGAAGGUAAGGGUUUGA
This is a messenger RNA of Penicillium subrubescens, 2586 nucleotides long. RefSeq lists its product as uncharacterized. Lineage: Eukaryota; Fungi; Ascomycota; Eurotiomycetes; Eurotiales; Aspergillaceae. The transcript has 5 exons. Bases 1 to 2586 code for a protein of 861 amino acids. The record is from RefSeq and is a predicted model, not a curated record. Gene Ontology annotation, cellular component: fungal-type vacuole membrane.